AUGAGUUUGCUCCCCAGUCCCAAACUUUUUCUCAAUGGAUUAACAAGAAAGCCAGUAAUAGAGAAAUGUAAAUGCGGAAUGGAUUACAGAGGCUACCUGGUAUCUGUAAAUGACUGUAUGAAUAUGCAAUUCGCAAACACAGAAACAUACACAGACGGAGCCUUGUCUGGAUACCUGGGUGAAGUUUUAAUAAAGUGUAAUAAUGUCCUUUAUAUCCGAGAUGCUGAAGAAGAGGAAGAAGAUGAAGAAAUGAGAGAAUAG
This is a messenger RNA of Artibeus jamaicensis (Jamaican fruit-eating bat), 261 nucleotides long. Its product is annotated as small nuclear ribonucleoprotein F-like. The record is from RefSeq and is a predicted model, not a curated record. Bases 1 to 261 code for a protein of 86 amino acids. The transcript has a single exon. Gene Ontology annotation, biological process: mRNA splicing, via spliceosome; spliceosomal snRNP assembly. Gene Ontology annotation, molecular function: RNA binding. Gene Ontology annotation, cellular component: U1 snRNP; catalytic step 2 spliceosome. Lineage: Eukaryota; Metazoa; Chordata; Mammalia; Chiroptera; Phyllostomidae.